CUUCUCUCCUUACAUAGCCUAUUUGCUCGGCACUCGAUACUACACCAACCGUGCCUUGCUUGUCGAUUCUCCUGCCGAUCACGCCGACUCUAAUUCCACGUACAGCGGGCCUCGUUUCAGGAAAAAGCGUCCUGCCAGUCACUCCCUUUCCCCGACGUUGAUCCAACUGGCCACCCUUACCUGACCCAUCCCACAUUGUGAGAAGACCCGGCCGUUCAGGUACUUCGGCUCCCAGCACUCGGCAGGCUAUAUUUCUUGGCCUACGAAGCUUCGCUUGACAUUUUGUCCCGAACCUCGUCCUACCAGCGCAACGCAUCCUGUCUCUCCCCCGCCACGGGACCGAAGAGAGCCACGCCAGCGUCGAUACCCGUCUUGCUGUGCGACACACCCAGCAAGCGGCGAAUACUUGUUUGACAUCUCGACCUCGCUUGCCCAGCUUGUGUCAUCCCAUGUCCUCCCUCUCGACCUAGAAUCUCGACAAACCCGCCGAACAUUGCGUCCCGACCGAGCAUUACAAUCGUGCCAUCAAGGUAGAUGGGGGCUUCUAAACGCUUCUCCAUCUCCUCUUCGCCAUAAUGAUACCACGACCAACAUUUUUGUUGCGGUACAUCCUACCCGCCAUCGCCAUUAUACUAUGUCUCUUCUACCUUAGCAGUACCGACAACGUACUGCCUAGUGUUGACGUCGCCGCCCCCCCAAGGCAAGGCACAAUAACCGGAGAGAAGCCCGUGGGAGUACCCCAAGGGAAUGGCAAUACUGAAGAGCUCAUCAUCGAUCACACAUCACCGCCCCCCGCUGAUAAGCCUCCCUCCAACGAGCCUCCCGUUCAUAACACUCCUGCCAACAACUCUCCUGCCGACGCGACCCCCACCACCACCACCACCACCCCGCCUGCCACCUCCAACACCGCACCUGCAUCUUCUGACGAGGGUUCUUUGGAAUGGAAGCCUGCCGACUUCGCUACCGGUGACCACCCCAUCGACGCUCGCGUCCGAGCUGCCGAGAAGGAGUUCAGUGACAGACUAGCAAAGCAGACACACACGCUCGCUGACGCUGCUGCCGCUUACCGUGAACGUCGCGGCCGCCACCCCCCACCCGGCUUCGACAAAUGGUACGAAUUCGCCAAGGAAAAAGAUGCUAUUAUUGUCGAAGACUUUUGGGAUCAGAUCUACCACGAUUUGGAGCCUUUCUGGGCACUCAAGCCAGCCCGUAUCCGUCAUGAUGCCUAUGACUUUGAGAUGCGCAUUUCCGUCCGUGACGGUCAGGCCUCGAGUGGGAGCGACUGGUUCUGGACAAAGAUUUGGCUGGAUUUGAUCAAAACCAUCCAACACUUGGUUCCUGAUCUGGACAUUGCCCUCAAUGCCAUGGAUGAACCCCGCAUGGUGGUGCCCUGGGAAAAGAUUGAUGAGUUCAUGACAGCGGCGCACAAGACAAGGACCAUGAAAGAUGCCGCGAUUGUGGUCGAGAAGUACCCAAAGUUGCCCAAUCUUGAGAUAAACCCUGCUGAGGACGAAGUUACGCCCAAGAAGGUUUGGGAAGACAAAACCGGUAUUUAUUGGACCAUCGCUCGUCGCGGCUGCCCCCCCGACAGUUUAGCCCGUACCUCCAGUCUCAUGACCGAUUUUGACCGCCGCCCGACCAUCAACAACAACUUUGCCAUUCCGCAUACCGAGAAGGGAUAUGUCUCGAACUACACGUUGAGCACCCUAGUCUGUCACCAGCCUGAUCUUCAGGGACUCAAUGGUAUCUUUGUCGAGCCUCUUUCUAUUUCUGCUACCGAUACGCUGUUCCCCAUGUUCGGCGGCUCCAAGCUGGCCGUCAAUAAUGAGAUUCUCCUCCCUGCACCCAUGUACUGGAAUGAAGAGGAGCGUUUCAUGGGCGAAGAGGGUGCUGACGUGCCCUGGGCUGAGAAGAAGGAUGCCGUAGUCUGGCGUGGUGUCGCCACGGGAGGAAAGAACCGCGAGAACAACUGGCGCGCCUUCCAGCGCCACCGCUUCGUGGCCAUGAACAACGCCACUAAGCUCGAGCGCGCAGUCUCAUGGACUGAGCUCCCAGAGAACUUCGACUUGCCCCCGUCCGAAUAUGGCCUCAAGGCCCAACAGGAUGGCAAGCUGGGCGAUUGGGUCAAGGGAUGGUCUAACGUUAGUUUCGUUGACCUCUUCUGCACCCCCGCGCCUGAAAAGGGCCUCGGAUGCAACUACACCGACCCGCACUACACUGUCACGCCGGGCAUGAAGAUGGCGGCCCAGUUUUACUACAAGUACCUUCCCGACAUUGACGGCAACUCCUUCUCGGGCAGAUACCUUGGCUUCCUGAGGUCAACAUCUCUACCCAUCAAGGCCACUGUCUGGAGGGAGUGGCACGACAGUCGUUUGACUGCCUGGAAGCACUUUGUCCCCAUGGAUAACCGGUAUAGCGACUGGUUUGGCAUCAUGGAGUAUUUUGUUGGUUAUGGUGACAAGGUCAAGGGCCAUGACCAGGUUGCCGAGGCCAUUGCUAUGGCUGGAAAGGAGUGGGCCGACAAGGCGCUCCGGAAGGAGGACAUGCAAGUUUAUGUCCUUAGAUUGCUGCUCGAGUACGCCCGUUUAUCAGCCGAUGAUAGAGAAAUCAUGGGUUGGGUUGGUGACCUGAUGGGUAGCAGCGGCGCCAAGACUGCUGGUGCCGCCAGUUCGAAGCAACAAUAGGAGGCAGCUGAGGUUGAUAUGGAUGCUCGAGUUGGAAUUUAAGUGUAGCUGUUACUUCCUCUUAUCAGCCUUUCUUUUGGAAUAUGCCUCCUACAGCCCAGAUACUUGGGCCCUUUUGCGGAAGAGAGAUGGAGCGCCUCUGUAUACUAUAAUGAGUCAUGUGGUCGUCAUGUUGAAGUUCACUUCCCAAGGUAGUUAGAUUUGUUCGUGGGCAAAAAAAAUGUUUUAGUAGGUUAAUCAAGCAGAUCAGGGUCUUCGGU
Neurospora tetrasperma FGSC 2508 is the source of this 2944-nucleotide messenger RNA. RefSeq lists its product as uncharacterized. The record is from RefSeq and is a predicted model, not a curated record. The transcript is spliced from 2 exons. The coding region runs from base 576 to 2684 and encodes 702 amino acids. NCBI's taxonomy places the organism in Eukaryota, Fungi, Ascomycota, Sordariomycetes, Sordariales, Sordariaceae.